AUGUUCUUUAUAAUUGUCUGCAUUGUAGAGUACCUCGUCGCCGCCACCUGCGGCCCCGUCGCCACCACCUGCGGCCCCGUCGCCGUCACCUGCGGCCCCGUCGCCGCCACCUGCGGCCACGCCGCCGCCACCUACGGCCCCGUCGCCGCCACCUGCGGCCCCGUCGCCGCCAACUGCGGCCACGCAGCCGGCACCCUGCGGCCCCGUCGCCACGUGCGGCCCCGUCGUCACCACCUGCGGCCCCACCGACGUCACCUGCGGCCCCGUCGCCCUCCCCUAGCGGCCCCGUCGCCCUCCCCUAGCGGCCACGUCGCCGCCUCUACCGGCCCUGUCACCGCUCACCCGCCGAGCGACCGAGCCACCCAGCAGCCGAGCGGCCCACCAGCCGAGCCGCCGAGCCGCCCAGCAGCCGAGCCGCCCAGCAACCGCGCUGCCCAGCAGCCGAGCCGCCCACCUGCCGAGCAGCCGAGCCGCCCACCAGCCGAGCCGUCGAGCCGCCUAGCAGCCGAGCCGCCCAGCAGCCGCGCCGCCCAGCAGCCGAGCCGCCCACCUGCCGAGCAGCCGAGCCGCCCAGCAGCCGAGCCGCCCAGCAGCCAAGCCGCCGAGCAGCCGAGCCGCCCACGAGCCGAGCAGCCGAGCCGCCCAGCAGCCGAGCCGCCCAGCCGCCGAGCCGCCCUACUGUCGAGCCGGUGCUGUUCCUACCGGGUGUUCCCCCUCCCCCCUCUUGCCCUCUGUUGUCUCUCCUGCUGCGGGCCGACCUCGUUGGUUUCAAGUCGGUUUGGCGCUGCGUCUGCCCCUAGCGGGAGACGCCGCACCGGCAAGGGCAAGGGGGGCAAGGGCGCUGGAGGGGCUGGCGGGGGGCGGUGGAGGUGGUGGUGGAGGCAGUGGAGGGGGGUGGGGGUGGUGGUGGGAGUGGUGGCGGGGGUGGAGGUGUCGGUGGCAGCAGUGGAGGCGGAGGAGGCGGCGGCGGUGGCGGAGGGAGCGGAGGCGGCGGAGGUGGUUGAGGCGGCGGAGGCGGCGGAGGUGGCGGAGGCGGCGGCGGCAGCAGUGGACUUGGUCGCGGCUCUGUGCAGAGGAGUGGCUCCGGUGGUGGUACGCGCCAGCAGCAGCAGCGCAGUCGUGAGACCCUGUCCCCUCAGCAGCUUCGUGAGUGGUACGCUGCGCGUCAGCUCGGUGGGGGUACUGGUCCCUGCACCUACGUUGUCCGCACUGGCAACCGCGCUGGUGAGUAGUGCGGGGGCCCGCACUCCACCCAGCGCUGCUUCGGCCGCCUGA
Messenger RNA from Closterium sp. NIES-65, 1275 nucleotides. NCBI's taxonomy places the organism in Eukaryota, Viridiplantae, Streptophyta, Zygnematophyceae, Desmidiales, Closteriaceae. The record is from the annotation of a GenBank genome assembly.